UUACACGUGCGUAUUUGUGUUGUCCCGCUUUCCUGUAAACAGAGACAAAUAUAAAAGAGAGAAAAAAUCACUCCCUGUAGCGCCCCUGCUGACCUCUUUGGUCCACAUCUGUGAGAUUCGAUGCUGAUUGAGCAGCGCGCUGAUAUUUAACCACACGUGUGGCUACAAAUCAGCGUGAUUAACGUGGCUACACGAUUCAAACGGACGCUAAGAAGUGGUGGAGGCUCAAAGAACAGAUGUGCGUGUGCCUCCAGCAGCUUUUUCUUAAAUAAAUAACCCCAGUAGCCCCUACAUUGAGGACGAGCCAAGCUUUGGGAUUGGACAGCGACCAGAUAACGUAACACCCCCUCCUUCACUGUGUGGAGAAUUGCUUUAAAAAGACGAGGAAAGGCCUGCGCGCUAUCACUUCUGCAGGAUUGUUGUUCAUUUUGGUUUCCAGGUUUAAUUUAGCCCACGGAUUAAAAGAGGACGCGUCGCUGACUGGUGAAUGUGUUUAGAAUGGGACUCGCUGAAGGUCCAGUCAAAGAAAAAGACAGUUAAGGAUGCAGGAGCACAACAAUGGAUUUCUCCUUCUCUUUCAUGCAAGGGAUCAUGGGAAAUACAAUUCAGCAACCCCCUCAGCUCAUUGACUCAGCCAAUCUCAGACAGGAAGGCACCUGUGACACCGGCAGUGACCCGGGCGAGGAUGGCGGUCCCUCCUACGAUGCUGCCCUGGAUGCAGACUUCUACCCGCCAUCAGGUUCAGAGGACAUGCAGCAGGUCUCCAACGGCUUUCCCCCAGGUCUGGGCAUUUACGAGCCCCAGGCUAAGUUUUCUCUGUACUCGCAGUUUCCCAACGGCUCAGCCAAUGGCUACGGGGCCAUACGCAGCUACAGCGAACACGGGCUCAUCCCAGGGGAGGGCACCGUCCUGAGAGGCCCCGGUCUACAGGACAGACCUUUGUCCCCGGUGUCUCCCCCGCUGCCCACUCAUCACCCACACCUUCACCACCAUCAUUCCCAUCACCACCACCAGGCACAGCACUUUCACACAAACACUCCUCACAUACAGACGCACCCUCACCCUCAGAGUCCCCCGCCUCCACCACUGCCAUCCCAGCACCACCUGUCUCAGACGCCUCACAUCAUGACCCACACUCCCCCUGCGCCUCCAUUACACUUGCCCUCCUCCAGUCCGCCACCGUCCCUCGUGGACAGUACCCCGUCUUCUCAACAAUCUCACCCCCCGUCCAACACCCCUGUUGGGGUACUGAAGAAAACCAGCUCUCCCGAGAUCAAACUGAAGAUCAUAAAGACGUACCAGGAUGGGAAAGAGCUGUUUGAGUCUGCGCUGUGUGGAGACCUGCUCCAGGAGCUGCAGGACUCUCACAAGAAGGAGUUCAUUCAGCCGCAGCGCAGACACGAGAGAAAGAAGGAAAAGAGGAAAAGGAGCACAAGGGUGCAGCUGAAAGUCCGGGAACAAAGCCUGGACCAAACAGAGACCCAAACAGGGUCCACGGGCCAGACGGACGACACGCACACCCAAGCCCCGCUGAGAGAAGCACCUUUGUCACAAGUAGAGAAGACAGUUAUCAAAACCGACUCAAAGACACCAAAGGUUCCUAAGCCGUCCGUCAGUCAUCCAUCAGUAAUCCAAGAGACGGGCUUCUGCAAGGAGUUUGUGAUUGGAGAUCUUGUUUGGUCUAAGGUGGGCACCUACCCCUGGUGGCCCUGCAUGGUCUCCUCUGACCCACAGAUGAAGGUCCACACACGCAUCAAUACCAGAGGUCACAGAGAAUACCAUGUCCAGUUCUUUGGCAGUGUCGCUGAGCGAGCCUGGAUCCACGAGAAGAGGAUCAUCACAUAUCAUGGAAAGCAGCAAUUUGAUGACCUCCAGGCAGAGACUCUGCGCAAGGCGUCAAACCCUGUGGAGAAACAUAAGCUUCUGAAGCCCAUCCCCCAGCGAGAGCGGGCUCAGUGGGAGGUGGGUGUGGGCCACGCAGAGGAUGCCUUUGUGAUGACUCGACAGGAGCGAAUAGACAACUACACCUUCAUUUACGUGGACCCCGACCCCACCGACGUCCUGCCCAGCAAGAAACCCAACAUGCGGGCCGAGAAGCGGAGCCGACGUUCCAGCGGCUCCUUCGGCAGGAAGGAAGACGCGGCGGUGAAAUUUCCAGACAGAGAGCUACUCCCACGAAGACAGCUGCCACGCAGACAGUGCAGCAUCACAAACGCAGACAACAGCACAGACACUCAGAGCUUAAACGAGGAAAUCGGUCAGGAGUGUACGACUAUGUCCCCAAGACACAAGACCAAGCAGGACUCUCCACCCCCGGUGAGAGCCUGGAAAACAGCGGCUGCAAGAAAACUCCUGCCGCUCUCCAUCACCAUGAAGAGGCUAAAUGUGGAAAUCACCAAAUGCGAUUGGCCGCUCCUGCAGAAGAAAGCAGCUCCCUCUCCUAAGAAGGACGACGAAGAGGAGGAUGACGAGGAAGAGGAGGGAGAAGCCCGACGGCCUGACCUGGGAUACUGCUCUCCUGAGCAGAACAGCAGAACUAAACCAGAGUCCAGUCCUGGGGAAGAGGAAGACGGUGAUAUAGGGGAGGAAGAGGAAGAAAUGAGGGGAGGCUCCCCCGCAAGUCGGAGGAGCGAGGAGGGAGGGGCCCAGCAGACCUCGUCUCCCGCAUCACACCACAGCAGUCCGCAAGGCUCUCAGGAGAGAAAGCUGCAGCGGCGGUCAGUUAAGAGCAGGUCUGAGUCUGAGCGAGGCAGCGAUCCGGUCCCCAAGAAGAAAACCAAAAAAGAACAGGCGGAAACAGCUCCUGAAACCACACUGAAGACCGGUUCACAGAAAGGAGCCAGUGAGAUUUCAGAUGCGUGUAAACCCCUGAAGAAGCGAAGUCGAGCAUCAACAGACGUAGAGAUGGCCUCAUCGCAGUACAGAGACACCUCCGAUUCUGACUCCAGAGGUCUCAAUGAUCCACAGGGUUUAUUUGGGAAGAGUCUUGAUAGUCCAGCAGCGGCAGAUGCAGAUGCUUCAGAUACUCUGUCUGUGGAUUCAGGCCUGUCCCGUCAGGACAGCAACACUGGAAAGAGAGACACUGUCUGCCAGAUCUGUGAGGUUUAUGGCGAAGGCCUAGUGGUCUGUGAAGGCGACUGCAACAGAAAGUUCCACUUGGAGUGUCUCGGUCUGGCGUCCCAACCUGAGAGCAGAUUCAUGUGUUCAGAGUGUAAGAAUGGCAAUCAUCUGUGUUUCAGCUGUAAAACAGCAGGCCAGGAAGUGAUGCGCUGCUCCGUGGCGGGAUGCGGUUGCUACUACCACGAGGAUUGCGUUCGAAAACUCCCAGGCACCACCAGCAGUCAGGCUGGAAGCUUCAGCUGCCCUCAACACAUCUGUUCCACCUGCUGCCUGGAGAGAGACCUGCAGCGGACCAGUAAAGGUCGGCUGAUGCGCUGCAUCCGCUGUCCGCUGGCCUACCACACCGGAGACAGCUGCAUGGCAGCAGGUAGCGUCAUCCUCAGCCCUCACAUCAUGAUCUGCAGCGGUCACGGCAGCUCCAAGAAGAACGGCCUCCUCAGCUCUCCCAUCAACGUGGGCUGGUGCUUCAUGUGUGCGAGAGGGCUGUUAGUGCAAGACCUUACUGACAACAUAUUAAGUUCAUAUGCCUAUAAGUCCCACUACCUUCUGACUGAGUCAAAUCGUGCUGAGUUGAAAUUACCUAUGAUUCCCUCUCCUUCGUCAGCUACCAAAAAGAAUAUUGGGAAAGGAGGCAAGUUGCUGUGCUGCGACUCAUGCCCAGCGUCCUUCCACCCGGAGUGUUUGGAGAUGGAGAUGCGGGACAGCCCGUGGUCCUGCAGUGACUGCAGGGCCGGAAAGAAGCCUCACUACAAACAAAUUGUCUGGGUCAAACUGGGCAACUACAGGUGGUGGCCGGCUGAAAUCUGCAACCCUCGUCUGGUUCCAUCCAACAUCCAGAGCCUUCGUCAUGACAUCGGAGACUUCCCCGUCUUCUUCUUUGGUUCCCAUGAUUACUACUGGAUCAACCAGGGCCGCGUGUUCCCUUACGUGGAGAACGACAGGAACUUUGUCACUGGUCAGAUCAACAUUAACAAAACCUUCAAGAAAGCUCUAGAAGAAGCAGCGCGGAGAUUUCAGGAGCUUAAAGCCCAAAGAGAAAGCAGGGAGGCUCUGGAGCAAGAACGCAACUCACGUAAACCUCCACCCUACAAGUUUAUCAAGUCAAACAAACCAGUGGGGAAAGUACAGGUUCACGUGGCCGACUUGUCAGAAAUCCCACGAUGCAACUGCAAACCGACGGACGAUCACCCGUGCAGCCUGGACUCACAGUGUCUUAACCGUGUGCUGCAGUACGAGUGUCACCCUCAGGUGUGCCCAGCAGGGGAGAGCUGUGAAAACCAGUGUUUCUCUAAGAGGCAGUACGCAGAGACAGAGGUGGUGAAGACAGACGGUCGAGGGUGGGGACUCAGGACGAACCAGGCUCUCAGAAAGGGUGACUUUGUGACAGAGUACGUGGGAGAGUUGAUAGACGCAGAGGAGUGUCAGCAGCGAAUCAAACAUGCCCAUGAAAACCACAUGUCCGACUUCUACAUGCUCACCCUGACCAAGGACCGUGUGAUAGACGCCGGUCCAAAGGGAAACUCCGCUCGCUUCAUGAAUCACAGCUGCAGCCCAAACUGUGAAACUCAGAAGUGGACCGUGAACGGUGACGUCCACAUUGGACUCUUUGCUCUUUGUGACAUCGAGGCUGGCACAGAGCUGACGUUCAACUACAACCUGUACUGUGUGGGCAACAGGCGGACGUCCUGUCACUGUGGAUCUGACAACUGCUCUGGAUUUCUUGGGGUGCAGCCAGUGAGUGCUGUGGUUCUAGAGAAAGAAGAGAAAGCCAGGAACGCCAAGCUGAAGCCGAAGAAGCGGAAGCUGAGACUGGAGGGUAAACACGUACACGAGUACUUCUGCUACUGCUGCGGAGAAGGAGGGGAGCUGGUCAUGUGCGACAGGAAGGACUGUCUGAAGGCUUACCACCUUCUGUGUCUCAACCUCACAAAGCCGCCAUACGGGCGUUGGGAAUGUCCGUGGCACGACUGUACCGUCUGUGGUGCUCCGGCUUCAUCCUUCUGCAAUUUCUGCCCUCGGUCCUUCUGCCAAGUUCACGAGGCAGGCGCCCUCACAUCCUCCUCCCUGGAAGGCCGUCCCUGUUGCUCCAGCCACGACCCCCUCAGUCCUCUGGGCUCCACCCAGAUACAGCACUCUGCACCGAGCCCCAUCGGAGUCGAAACGGAGCCUGAGACGGGUGAACCGGCUGCGGAGUGACUCUGCAGCUUGCUCAAUACCUCAUUCCCUGCAGUGUGUGCUGGUGUAGCCCGACCCCCGCUGCCCCUCUCCCCCCUGGGCCUCAGUCCACCGUUGAUCCAAGACAGUGUACUACUGAAGGGAAUCUAGUGCUCUGUGACCAGUGUGGUGGCUGCUGAUCAGCACUAAAAGACCCCGACUGAAGUGUCGACACCAAGUGACCAGGCAUAACUGUGUGCCAUUUCCCUCCUCUCUUGCCAUAAAGCACUAUCACUAGAUUUUUUUUUUGUUUGUUUUCUUACACUUUCCCAGCAUCCAUCACAAGACUCAGACUUUUUUUUCUCAGCUGAGGAAAAUCUCUUUUGUGUUGUCACAUCGUCUGUCACCUGCACUGGGGAAAGGAUUGUCAUGUGGGAGUGGAGGGAAUCGUACGGCUGAACUUCUCCUCCACUGCUGCUUCUCGUUUUGUGUUUACCUGCUGUAAGUGCUGACCAGCGUCUCUAAAAAAGCCAGGAUGGCUUCAUGGAAUUGAACCUUUUUUGGGCUAGAAUCUCUCCGCUUCACGAUCUGUCAGAAAAUCUCUUUCUCCGACUUCAGGAGGGGGAAGAGAAGAAAGGGGGAGGGUGGGAGGAUGAGGGCCAGGGAAUCGACUGUUUUUUGUGCAAUUCUUUUAAGGACCACACUACAUUCCAACCUUCUUUAAACAUAAUUUUAAUAUACUUCUCAGUAUAGAUGAAUAUAAUUAUAUACAGUAUAUAUGUUUGUUAAUGUUUACAGACAGAUUCUCUCACUUCAUCUCAGUGAGUGGUGUAUUAUGUUUGUUUGUUUAGGUGUUGAACAUUACACAGACCUGUGAAAAUAGUCCUAUUAAGGUGAACUAUAAUGGUAUAUAGUGUAAUGGUAUGACAUUACAGACGUACUUGUGUUCUUCAUAUCAACAGACUCAUCCAGUGUGUACAUAAUUGGCUCAUGAUAUUGUGAAGUACUUAAAGAGCAGAAGUGUCUGCCUGUUCCUGGAUGAAGAAAACACACAGAUUUAAAAAAAAAAAAAAAAAAAAAAGUAUUUUUUCCCCUCGCCUCUCUAACAGAAAUGGUGUUUUCACAUUUCCACCAAAACGAUCUACAGUGAUUUGUAUCCUAGAUGGAGGAGCCCAGCCUUUGUGACCACUGGUGCUGUUUUAAAGUAUUGUGAACCAGCCUUAAGUUCAGUUGUGGCUGUAGCGUCUACUGCCCAGAUGCAGUCUCUUUCAGUUAUGCUGUUUACUGUGACCACGUUUGAUGCUUAACUUCCUACUUUUUAUUUUAUUUUUUUUUUUCAUUCUUUAGGUUGGUUUUGGUCUUGCCAAACUUUUCUGAAAAGCACUUUCUCACAGCUUGUCGCUCGAUAAUUUAGAUGGGUCAAUGUAUAUUAAAAGAACAUAAGACAAGUGUUUAAAAAUGGAUACCUCUUCCUCUUCUUCUAAACUGUGUUCCAUUGUUAUUUCCUCUCAUCACAAAAGUGGUGAUUGCCGAGGCAUCCUUUUGGUGGCCUGAAAUUUUUUCUUUCUUUCAUUAUGUUAAAAAAAAAAAAAACAAUCUCCCCCCCGAAAUGACUGCCAAUCUGGCUUCAUACUAAAAAGCAAAAAGUCUUUAGUGUCCUCCAGAGACACUUGAUUCCACCUGGAAUCCACCUUCAAGGCUGGGCUUUAUAUACAGAUGUAGUUUGGUGUAAUGUACAAACUUCUGUACAGUGUUUUUAAUCACUCAUCUGUCAUUGUUUUGUAUUUAUUGCACCACAUUUUAUUCUGAUUUCAUUUUUCAAACACCAGUAGAGUACUUUGUCUCAUUCUCGCUACCAUAGUAAAAAAAAAAAAAAGACUAUUUAAAAAAAAAAACAAAACAAAAAAACAAAACACACAGAGCUUUUACAUAUUAUACCUGUAUCUAGUUGUUUUCUUAAGUUCGGUGUAAUGAUUCCACAUUCAGUGACAGCUACUUCUCAUCUGGCUCUGUCAUGACACUGUAAAUGGUGUUUUAUAAAAUAGCAGUUCAGUAUUUAAAUGUCAGACCUGGACAUUGUUGGUCACCAUAGAAUGAAGCUUACUUCCUGUUAUGUCUCAGCCCUUUUGCCUGUGAUGUUUUUCUGUUUACGGAAGUGCUUUUUUUUUCGUUCUUUAAACUCCCACAGUGAGUGGGUGUGUAAAUCCAAACAACAGGGUUUAACGUUUUUCAAAUCAAUGUAGAAGUUCAUUGUCUCUCUGAGUUCAUGCAUGCAGAUUUUUUUUUUUUUUUUUUGUGUUAACACAUGCUGAUGAUAGAGCUGUUUUAUUGGGAAGCCAUUGAUCUUUAAUUUAAAAAAGUAAUGGUACAAUAGGUUAGAAUAUAUUAAAAUUGUAAAAAAGAUUUCACCUUGCUAGGCUCCCCUUCCGUAGCUCCAUGUCCCUAAAAGGGCCUCACCCCCAUAUUGGCAACUAACCUGCAUUAAAUGUCAGUUUCUUUCAGACUCGAAGGUAUGAUAGAUAAAUGUGGGCAGACUAUUAUUGUACAAUAAAACAAAAACUCAACACUCUUACCAUUAGAAAUGCAUUAGCCCGUCUGUCGUUUAGACCAGUGUUUGCCCUUUUUUUUCUGAGGACCCAUAUUUUAAAAGUCACAAACCUUUGCGACAAGUCAAUAGAUGGUAUUGCUAAACUCUUGGAAAACAUGACGCAAGACAACCCAAGAAAAAAAAACGCUCUUGCCACCCACCUGAGGGUCGUGACCCUCCCUUUGAGAAACAAUGGUUCAAUAAUUUUUUUUCUUUUUCAGCGUCCAACCUGCACAGUUGUACUGGGCUUAAAUUCUAUGUAGAACACAGUAUGACCUCCAUAUACUCAUGUACAGGUGUAGCUCUGCCUUGACAUGUUUGGACAGCAAACUGUCUUUUACAUAUAGGUUGACUGAUCACAGCUGGUUGGAACAUGUCCCAGUAUCAUCAGGAAACACUUUCCAUUGAAACAUGUCAUGGUAAACCUACCACUCUGUGUGUCAAUAAGAAACCCAUGGGUGUUGUAUUUAGUCAAACAUUUUUGAAGUAUUACGUUUUUUCAAAUUAUAGACAAAAAUACAGAAAUGUAGUUGGACGAUUGUUUAAAAAGACUGAACUCAGAUUGGCUCAAUUUUUAAUUUUUUUUUUUAUAAAUUCUGUACAUGUUUUUUUGCACACAUUUAUUGCAUUUAUAUUUUCAAAGUUUUCUACUUAUUUUUAGUAUUAGCACCUUGCAUAUAGAUAUGUAUGUAUUUUUAUUUUAGACAUUAAACAAUUUUGUUUUUGGUAUUUUCCUGGGAGUUAAAACAGAUCCCACCGAUUUUUCCAAGUUAAGUGCAUUUUCCAAUGUUGGCCAAUCUACUUUAUUUCUGUUUUUUUUUUUUUAAUCAAUCAAUGGAUAAAAAGACAUUUUUACUUUAAGUUUAACUCAACUUGAAUUUUCUAUCCAAGUAAUUGAAUGGAGUAUUUUCAUUUUUGCAGAGGACUCAAAUAUUAGAUCUUUCCGGCUGCAGGCGUUCAUGAUUCUUGUGUUUGUGGGAAGAUUUAAUCAAAAGAAAAUUGUAUUAACAUUUAUGAUGGGUUUGUAUUUCUAUUUUUAUGGGACAUUUCACUGCAGAUACCGGUUAUUUACGUUGCCUUUUUCGAGCAUUUGUCUUGUACAUCCAUAGAAUGUUGUAUCGACAUAAUGUGACAAGAACACGCCCUUGAUUUGCCGCCACUGAUCACCUGAGCGACUUACUUUGUGCCAAUUUAACCUUUUCUGCCCCCUUCAGGUGACAAAGCAUCAAGUGAGUUUGUCAGAAACUUUGAUGUACGUGUUCUGUUUCUUUGUUCUCAGAAUAGUUCCCAUAACUGUUGAUUUGAUUUUUUUUUUUUUUAAAUCAUGCUUGUUAUUAUUUAUAGAAAUCAUCUUUGUUACGUUUUUGGUGAGUACUGCGCAUUUUAAAGUCGAAACAUUCUUGUAUGUUAAAGACAUUUUCUUUCCUUGUGUCUUUAUUUGUGCAAUGUUGCCCAAAAGUCAAUUUUUCUUUGUUUGUUUUGUUGAAAUGUUGUCAAUGCAGAACUAGUGUUGGAAUAGAUGAAUGAAAAGCACCAGAAGCACUCAUUAUUUCCUUCUUUUUGUAGUGGAAUUGCUUACAGUAACUAACUGGGUUCAUAUCUCUCUCGUGUUGUUGCUUAAAGUAAAACAUGGAUGAACACAAGAUAUCAUGAAGAUUACUGUUCAACCUGUGUUACUACAUAAUGCAUAUUGUUGAGAAACUUGUAAAUAGUUUGCAUUGAACUUGCAUAGAAUCAUGUUACUGUGGCGUGCUCUUUUUUGCUUGUACAAUUUUGCUUCUAAAUGUGUGUGACAGUUGAGACGACACUCUUUUUGUACAUGACUUUGUCUUUUUAUUUGAGAAUAUUGAUUCUGUCCUUUUUUCAUUCUGAAGUUGAGUUUGAAGAGUUCAGACAUGCCUGAAGUUUGACUUUAAUAAAGCUGUACUCUGUCUCA
Cynoglossus semilaevis (tongue sole) is the source of this 9797-nucleotide messenger RNA. RefSeq names its product histone-lysine N-methyltransferase NSD3-like. Gene Ontology annotation, cellular component: nucleus. NCBI's taxonomy places the organism in Eukaryota, Metazoa, Chordata, Actinopteri, Pleuronectiformes, Cynoglossidae. The transcript has 26 exons. Bases 559 to 5316 code for a protein of 1585 amino acids. The record is from RefSeq and is a predicted model, not a curated record. Gene Ontology annotation, molecular function: histone methyltransferase activity; protein binding.